AAGAAGCGAAGUCAAGGAUGAAGAAAAAUGAGGGGAGUGACGAGUUAGAAGGCUAGCCAUCUUGUAAAUUGAACAUAGAUUUUAGAUAUAAAUCAUGAUCUUUGUACAAUGAAGAAGUGCAUUACGGUAAGAGCACUAGGAAUAGAAUAUCUUUUGAGGUUUAAACAUUCUAAUUGGAGUGCUGUUGAUGGGAAUCAAGAUGACAGCAUAUCUACUACAUCAUGUGAUCCAUUACACACCCAAGGAGGUCCAGUCUCGCGAGUUAGAGCUAAGAAGAUGCGUGAAGUUUUAAAUGGCCUUGUUGAGCAGAUCUAGGUUGAAAACAACAUACAACAAGCAAAUCGAAGCUUGGAUGAUUAUCAAGGCAUGGUAAACAUCAUUCAGGUUCAAGAGAAGCUUAGUUGAGGUCAUUUGCACAGAAUUACACAAUUUGUGUCAAAAUCGCACAGUUCUGCCGCAAUUUGUAGCAAACUGAUAUUUUGUUUUGUUUUAGGUUAUUUUUAGUGAUUUUCACGUUUUUUGUAUUAUUUUUGGGCUGAACAUUCGCUUAUUUGAAGCCCAAUUCGUGGUUAUUAGGUUUAGGACUUAGGGUGUUAAUUUCCUAUUCUGAUUAGGAUUUGUUUUCUCUAUUUAAAAGGCUUGUAACCCUAAUGGGAAGGGAGGCUAUUGAAUCUGAGAUUUUGAGAGACUUUUCUCUUUGGUUCGUUUCAGAACUUUACAGAACUUAUCAAGAUUAUUCUUGUGGCGUUCUAACCUGACUUAUC
Molecule: messenger RNA, 764 nt
Organism: Rubroshorea leprosula
Lineage: Eukaryota; Viridiplantae; Streptophyta; Magnoliopsida; Malvales; Dipterocarpaceae
Source: the annotation of a GenBank genome assembly